Messenger RNA from Chiloscyllium plagiosum (whitespotted bambooshark), 347 nucleotides. NCBI's taxonomy places the organism in Eukaryota, Metazoa, Chordata, Chondrichthyes, Orectolobiformes, Hemiscylliidae. The record is from RefSeq and is a predicted model, not a curated record.
GUUUUCUUCCCUCUCCUUGCAUUCAAUGAAGGCCGAUAAGGAAGAAACCUGCACAAAGCAUGAGGAGGAGGAUAUUCUCGAUAUCCCACUGGACGACGAGGAGGCUAAUGCAGCUGCCGCCAAAAUCCAGGCGAGUUUCCGUGGCCACAUGACCAGGAAGAAGCUGAAGGGGGGAGAGAAGGAAGAGGCUGAGCAGAAGGCAGAUGGCACGCCGGAGUGUGAGGGGGAUACUUCCGCAGGAGCGUCUGAAGGAGCAGGCAACUCUGGAGCAGCUGAAAAGGGAGAGGAUGAAAGCGGAGGAGAGGCGAAAGAUGAGGCAGCCGUCAAUGGGGACCAAUCAGAAUCAG